AUGCAUUUUGUGAUGGCUGUGAGUCCUUUUGUGUUCAUUACUCUAUUUUUGUCACUGGUCGAAACCAAGUUCUACAGACCACUCCAAUUUAACCAGUAUAAAGCUGGGUUCAAUCACCACCAUGACCAAGGGAAAGCCACCAGCAGACACAAGAACCACUGCGCCUAUGUGGUUGAAAAGACAGUGUCCUUCACCGUGCAGGAUGGGGCAGCCCCAUAUGUAAAAGCUGAAUACAACAAGUGCUCCUGGGGUCAAAAAUGUCCAACUCUACAGUAUCGUCUGAUGUACAAACCAAUGUACAAGGUGGCACAUAAAACAGUCACAGAGCUGGAGUGGCGUUGUUGUCCUGGGUACUCUGGUUAUGGCUGUAUGGAGGGACAUCCAGUUUACCAACACCCCAUGAAAAGGAUGCCACCAUUCAAGGGCCAACCGAUGAAAGGCCCACAGUUUAAGGGCCCACAGUACAAAGUUCCCAUGUUCAAGGGUCCCAUGUUCAAGGGCCCACCUAUUAACACUGUUGUGAAGGCCAACCCAUGGAGUCGACCCAAAGGACCUCCCACAGGCAGUUUUAACUCCUACCCAAUGCGCUACUUUGGACCUCCGAGGACCUCCUCCUUCCCAGACACCUCCUUUGAGCCUUAUCCAUCCGAGCCGGAGCCAAUGCCAGAGCACCAGGAACCACAUCACACAGAGCACGACCAAGAACAUGAGCAUGAUCAUGAACAAAGCCAAGGACCUGAGGAACACAUACCAGAGGAAAUCCCUCCUGCUUCCUCUGAUGGUGAACAGCCUGAAGGCCAGGCUCUGGACAGUGAGACAGAGGAGCGAAUAUAUCGAAUGGAGGAGGAUGUGCAACGUCUAAACCAGGGCCUGGAAACCCUGAGGGGAAUCGUGAAUGGACUGGAAGAUAGUCUACGAGCCUCGCUGAGAGAGGAUGCCAACAGGAUGCUGUCAGCUCUUCUCUCUGCUGCCCCUGGUCCCGUUCCUGUUGUAGCCUCUGGUCCAUCCAGUGUAGGGUUUGUAGAGAUUCCAGGGGGCGACCCUGAGACAGAGGGUCUAGAUGGCAGACACGUGUUUCCAGGACUCACAGAACUGAAUGGAAGGGUAGAAGAGCUCAGGACAGGGCUGCAAGCCAAGACAGCAGAGCUGCAGGAACUCAAAGCAACAGUGACAGGACACGAUGGAGCACUGAAGAAGAUGUCAAAUAGAGCUGGGGUGGUAUCAGACUCCAACGGAAAUCUUGGGGAAAAUGCGCAGAAAGCUAUGGAGAACUUAAUGGACGCAAAGCUGAGUGUAGCCAGGACAGAAAUUAUUGGUGGGUUUGAGAAACGGGUGGAGAGUGCAGAGGGGCGAUGCGAGGACAAAGCUGGGGAUUUGCGUCUUCAGUGCCAGAAGGAGCAAAAUAAGAGGCAGGAGCAGAUGGAGGACGCUCUGGAGGAGAGUAACACAGACUUGAGAACAGAGCUGAGAAACCUCCAAGCACAGCUCCAUGGUUUAAAAGCAACAGAGAGCUGUUCUGGUAGAGUGAGUGGACUGGUUGAAAGGGUACAAAUGCUGGAAACAUCCAUAGCAGGCCUCAACCAAUCCCAGGGGCACCUGAGACUGGAGCUAGGUGGACACAAGGACCACAUAGAGGGAAUGCUGGAGGGGCGUCUAGGGUAUGUAGAGGCCAAGCUCAACCUGACAGGGGAGAUUAACAUUGAUGAGUCUGGAAGGGGGAGUGGUGUCCCAGACAGAGUGGGGACAGGACCAGGGGUGGAAGCAAUAAUGGAUGGUAAGCUGAGGGCUCUGGAAGGCCGUUUACUGACGGCUUUGGAGGAGCUGGGUAAUGCCACUGCUCCCGCACUGCUGGAGGGUCAUUCUGUUCCCACUCUGGAGACAGAGCUGGAGUCUCUCAGAGGGAGACUAGAGAUAGAUGUGGACAGAGUUCAGAAACACCUGAGCAGCCUUGAGAUUCUCUGCUCUUCUUCCUGUUCCUCACCUCAAAACCCAUCUGCCGUCCAAGGAGACUCAGCGGCACCAAGUGCCAACCUGGCAGAGGAGCAGAAUGUGAAGGAUGAACUCAACAAGCAAGGUGACCGUUUGAAUAGCCUCAAUGUUACGCUGCAGAACAUCCAGAAGUGUCUGACCUCCAGGGACCAGCAGGAACAAGCAGAGGGAGAUUAUCCCAUCCAGGGAGAGCUCACAAUCCUCAAGUUCAAUGUCCGCUCAGUCAACCAUACCCUCAAAGGCCUCCAGGAUUCCCUGGGGACAGUGGUUCAUCAGGUGGGCCAAGCCAACAGCUCCUGGCAUGAGAGAGAGGCUCGUCUGGCCCAGCAGAUAAAGGGUGUGGUGCAGCUGGUUGGACAUCAGGCUUCCAUGCUUGGUGCAGGUGAACGCAGACUGACCCGGGUUAAAGGUGAGCUGCAGGAGAUGAAGAGGCGGCUAGCUGAGGAGGUCCGGGGCUGCCGGAGCACAGCAAUGGGGGUCCAGAAAGAAGUUAUUGAGGUUGGAGGGCGUGUUACCAGUGUGGAAGACCAGUGCAAGGGCCUGAAUUACCUAGCAGAUGACCUGGAGAGAAUCAGGGAGGAGUUGGAGAGACAAUCGAAUGGGCUUCUCGUGCAAGUCAAUGGGACUCUUUCCAGUCAUGCUCAGCAGCUGUCUGAGCUGAGAGGCGAACUCCGAAACUGCACCUCCCAGGUAGAACCAACACAACAGAGUUUAGAGCUGGAGCCAGAGCUGAGACGAGGGGACACCUUCACUUUGAAUUAG
Anarrhichthys ocellatus (wolf-eel) is the source of this 2751-nucleotide messenger RNA. RefSeq names its product elastin microfibril interfacer 3a (gene emilin3a). Bases 1 to 2751 code for a protein of 916 amino acids. The record is from RefSeq and is a predicted model, not a curated record. The transcript is spliced from 4 exons. Gene Ontology annotation, molecular function: protein binding. NCBI's taxonomy places the organism in Eukaryota, Metazoa, Chordata, Actinopteri, Perciformes, Anarhichadidae. Gene Ontology annotation, cellular component: extracellular matrix.